Myotis lucifugus (little brown bat) is the source of this 1247-nucleotide messenger RNA. RefSeq names its product mitotic checkpoint protein BUB3-like. Gene Ontology annotation, cellular component: kinetochore; bub1-bub3 complex; mitotic checkpoint complex. Gene Ontology annotation, molecular function: ubiquitin binding. Gene Ontology annotation, biological process: mitotic spindle assembly checkpoint signaling. The record is from RefSeq and is a predicted model, not a curated record. Lineage: Eukaryota; Metazoa; Chordata; Mammalia; Chiroptera; Vespertilionidae.
AUGACCGGCUCGAACGAGUUCAAGCUGAACCAGCCGCCCGAGGACGGCAUCUCGUCGGUGAAGUUCAGCCCCAACACGUCGCAGUUCCUGCUGGUGUCGUCCUGGGACACGUCGGUGCGGCUCUACGACGUGCCGGCCAACUCGCUGCGGCUCAAGUACCAGCACUCGGGCGCCGUCCUGGACUGCGCCUUCUACGACCCAACACAUGCCUGGAGCGGGGGAUUAGAUAAUCAGUUGAAAAUGCACGACCUGAACACUGAUCAAGAAAACCUCGUUGGAACUCAUGAUGCCCCUAUCAGAUGUGUUGAAUACUGCCCAGAAGUCAACGUGAUGGUUACUGGGAGCUGGGAUCAGACCGUGAAGUUGUGGGACCCCAGGACUCCUUGUAAUGCUGGCACCUUCUCUCAGCCUGAAAAGGUGUACACCCUCUCGGUCUCCGGAGACAGGCUGAUCGUGGGCACGGCGGGCCGCAGGGUGCUGGUGUGGGACCUGCGCAACAUGGGCUACGUGCAGCAGCGCCGCGAGUCCAGCCUCAAGUACCAGACGCGCUGCAUCCGGGCCUUUCCCAACAAGCAGGGCUAUGUGCUGAGCUCUAUCGAAGGCCGCGUGGCGGUGGAGUACUUGGACCCGAGCCCCGAGGUGCAGAAGAAGAAGUAUGCCUUCAAGUGUCACCGGCUGAAAGAGAACAACAUUGAGCACAUCUACCCGGUCAAUGCCAUUUCCUUCCACAACAUCCACAACACAUUUGCCACAGGUGGUUCUGAUGGAUUUGUAAAUAUUUGGGAUCCGUUUAACAAAAAGCGACUGUGCCAGUUCCAUCGGUACCCCACCAGCAUCGCGUCCCUGGCCUUCAGCAACGACGGGACGACGCUGGCAAUAGCAUCAUCAUAUAUGUAUGAAAUGGACGACACGGAGCAUCCCGAAGAUGGUAUCUUCAUUCGCCAAGUGACAGAUGCAGAAACAAAACCCAAGUCCACCUAACCGUCUGCGCAAGCGGCUUCCCUGCGGAAAGCUUGGCUUUCCUCCCCGGGCGCACUGCGGUUCCCCCCCGCCCCCCGCCAGGGGUGUGCUCUGUCCGACGCCGCUCGCCUGCGCUCGGGCCUGGGCGGGGAGUCCCGUCCGGGGCAGUGGUCGGUCGGAAGGACCGUCUCUCUCCACAGGCCCUGGCGCUUGUCCUGAGCAGCUUGAGCUCUUUUUAUCCGAUCACCUGACCCUGUCCCGCUGUCUAAUAAAGCCGAGACGCAGAC